Molecule: messenger RNA, 591 nt
Organism: Neomonachus schauinslandi (Hawaiian monk seal)
Lineage: Eukaryota; Metazoa; Chordata; Mammalia; Carnivora; Phocidae
Product: taste receptor type 2 member 110-like
Exons: 4
Coding region: 1-591 (196 amino acids)
Biological process (GO): detection of chemical stimulus involved in sensory perception of bitter taste; sensory perception of taste; G protein-coupled receptor signaling pathway
Cellular component (GO): membrane
Molecular function (GO): bitter taste receptor activity; G protein-coupled receptor activity
Source: RefSeq, a predicted model, not a curated record
AUGUCAAGCAUGAUGGAAACCCUGUUUAUAAUCAUUUCUGUCAUAGAAUUUAUAACUGGGAUUUUGGGAAAUGGAUUAACUGUACUGGGAAACAGCAUUGAUGGGAUCAGGAACCAGAAGAAUCAGAUGUUAAGUUUUGACAUUCUCUGGAUAGGAUCCAACUGUUUCUGCAUGAUCUGUACUACCUGCUUUAAUGUCUUUUAUUUCCUGAAGAUAGCCAAGUUUUCUAAUCCCAUUUUCCCUUGGAUGAAAUGGAAAAUUCACAAAGUGCACCCCAUUAUUGUACUAGAGAUGAUUAUGGUGUUCAUAAUCUUCUUUAUAAUGUCACUGAUCUGCUUACUUCUUCUAAUCCUCUCUUUAUGGAGCCGCAUGAGGCCGGUGAAACUACAGGGUACGUAUUCUAGGGAUUUUAGCUCAGAAGCCCAUGAAAGAGCUACAAAAGCUAGGAUUUCAUUCUUACUCCUAUUUAUUAUGUAUUAUUUGAUAAUUGCCCAAAGGAUUAUACAGGUAGUUCCUAGUAGUGGUCAAGUGACCUUCAAAUCUAAAGGAAAAAAGCUGUGGCACUUCAUGGAGAAACCAACAGAAUCCUGA